GUUGAGACGAGACUCAUCCUUUCAAAAUUUAAAUUCCUUCCUCAAAUCUGACAUUUACCAACUUAACAGCCUAUCGUAUUCCAGAGGCGACAGGAUUUAACUUUGGCACCGGAAAAUCGAAGCGGGAGUUUCUUUUAACAGAAGCCAUUUCGGCUUAGAAACUAUUUUACUAUGAAUUGAGUCGGAUCUUUGUUCAAAAAUGUUGAGUUACUUUGAAAAAAUGGCUUUGAACCAAAAUCUAAAUCAGACUUGCUUAAAGGCGACCGGAAGAUUCACUGCUUAGCCAUCAUACGAGAAUAAUUGUUCUUUUAAUGAAAUAUUCAUCAUAUUGGUUUCAUUUCCACUUACUUUUUUUUCUUGAGCAAAUUCCACGCCAGUUUUCUAUUUCACAUCCUAAAAAACGGGGAGAGCUUAACUUCACUCUAAUUUCAUUACCAUCCAUCGAAUUCACCCUUCGAAAAGUCGCCACUACGCAAAUUCAAUCUCUCCCCAACUUUUGUUCAUUUCAAAUCAGAUUAACUCUUCCUGGCUUAUCAAAAAUUGAAAGUUUAUAAAAUGUCAUUAUUCAGACGUCAUCAGUCGUUAAAAAGGUCGAAACCCUCAAAAAAGUUUCGGAAACAAACAGGAUUAGGCUACAAGAACGGAGAAACAGGAAUACUUUCACAAACUCCCAAAACACUACCAAUUACAGACAUGGCAGCUAAAGCCGACUGUAGCAGAAAACCGAAAACUUCAAUCGCGAGUGGAUUUUGGGAUGUUUUUCCCAAAAAAUUGAGCAAAACUGAUCUAAACAACCAUGCUUGUGACUGCCAAAAUAAACUGCCUAAAUUUGAUGACUUUCAAGUUUCUCCCCGCCUUUUGAAUAAAUCCAACAACUUUCUGGGAUCAAACUCGGCCAACAAAACAUCGGACGUGCUUAGCAGUUCAGCUCACUCACUAGACAAUUCAUUCGGAAAAAUUUCAACGGAUUCUGCUGAAAUAUUAUCUCCCAAACCACCCAUAGCAUUUUCUCAUCACCGUAAAUGCGAGGCAGAAAUAUCGUCGUGUUCAUUUUCGGCCGACUCUUUAAUAACAAAUAACCAAUCGGGCCGAAAAGUACAAGCAGCGAUUGAUUCUGACAUUCCAGAAAAGCAUCAAAAAAAUACAAAACUGAAGUUGAACUCAAUCAAUGAAGCAGAAUCGUCCAAUUUAGCCAGAAAGCUAGAAAUUGAAAACGAUUUAUCAUUCCAUGAAGCUGAAGUAUCCGCUUUUGGUUCAAUUAACGGCGAUUUGUUUCCUGGGAAAACGUACACAUCUGAGUUUAUGCUACUGGAUUCUGCAAUGGAACAUCACUCGGUAGGCGACAGUCUUUGCGACAACAAUCUCAGUUUCUCCAGUGGAGGCAAACUAAGCUCGAACAACUUGAGAAUGCCGUCAGGUGGAUCAUGUGCGUCCAUCGGUUUCCACAAGGUGUGGGACUGGUUUCGCAAUUUUGCCUUGACGGCCAUUCAUCCGACUAACAACAAGUUCGCCAUGAAGGUGUUUGGCAGCAGGAAGGCACUUCAGAAGGAGCGGGUCAGGUGUAUGGAGAACCCCUGGAUCAUACACCCGUACAGUCUUUUCAGGUUCACGUGGGACUUUGUGAUGCUGCUACUGCUGAUCAUCAACCUUGUGAUCUUGCCAGUGGCCAUCGCAUUCUUCGAGGAGAACUACACUCUGGCUGGCAGCUGGAUGCUAUUCAAUUGCAUUAACGACUCAAUAUUCGUUAUGGACAUCCUCUUCAACUUCAGAACUGGCAUCGCGCCCAAUCAGACCGCCGUACAGGUGAUCUUGGACCCCCUGACAAUCAAGAAGAUGUACGUGAAGAGCUGGUUCACAGUGGACUUUGUCUCCUCAAUUCCCCUAGACUACCUCUGUCUUCUCUUCACCAACGGAGAGCAGGCCACCACUGGCACUAACAUACUCAAUGCCUCCAGAACACUCAAGAUGCUGAGACUCACCAAACUACUCAGCCUAAUGCGACUUCUGAGAGUAUCUCGACUGAUGAGAUACGCUAGUCAAUGGGAGGAGUUCUUCAAUUUGGCGAGUGCGGCGUUCAAAAUAGUGAAUUUGAUUUCGAUGAUGGUGCUGAUAAGCCACUGGAACGGAUGUCUCAUGUUUCUCAUCCCCCGCCUCUACGAUUUCCCGCCCGACUGCUGGGUGUCACGUGACGGACUACAUGGAAAGGAGUGGCAAGAGCAGUACAGCUGGUCUCUGUUCCGCGCCAUGUCCCACAUGUUGAGUAUAGGCUACGGCCAGGAGCCCCCUCAGUCCCUCACCGACCUCUGGUUCGUCAUCAUCAGUAUGCUAAGUGGGGCUACCUGCUACGCCCUGUUCAUUGGCCACGCCACGAAUAUGAUACAGCAGUUCGACAGUUCCAGGAGGCUAUUCGCCGAGAAGAUGCAGCAAAUAGAAGAGUACAUGGCACAUAGGAAGCUGAACCCCGACCUGCAGGUGAAAGUGCACAACUACUACGAGUACAAGUACAAGGGCAAGAUGUUCGACGAAGACAUCAUACUCGACGAAAUGAACGAAUGUCUACGAGAG
Molecule: messenger RNA, 2565 nt
Organism: Symsagittifera roscoffensis
Lineage: Eukaryota; Metazoa; Xenacoelomorpha; Acoela; Convolutidae
Product: potassium/sodium hyperpolarization-activated cyclic nucleotide-gated channel 1-like
Biological process (GO): sodium ion transmembrane transport; regulation of membrane depolarization; potassium ion transmembrane transport
Cellular component (GO): HCN channel complex; membrane
Molecular function (GO): voltage-gated potassium channel activity
Source: RefSeq, a predicted model, not a curated record